This is a messenger RNA of Guillardia theta CCMP2712, 1035 nucleotides long. RefSeq lists its product as hypothetical. NCBI's taxonomy places the organism in Eukaryota, Cryptophyceae, Pyrenomonadales, Geminigeraceae. Bases 1 to 1035 code for a protein of 344 amino acids. The transcript is spliced from 7 exons. The record is from RefSeq and is a predicted model, not a curated record.
AUGGCGGAGCGGGUGAUGAAGCGAACGCCGGAGCUCCUGGCGAUCCUGGUGAAGAGAGGAGAAGAGGCUGUUGGCGGGGAAGAAUACCUCAAGAAGAGUGACCGGAGUGCGCCAGCUGCGUCUCAGACAGCAGAGAGCAAGGAGCUGCAGCGAGGGCGAGAAGAAUCCGAUGAGUUGUUGUGCGCACUGCGGAUAGCGCAGGGUCUCGGAGAUCUCCGAAGCUUCUUCCCCAACCUCGGGGAGACUUUCUUCACUCCUCUCUUCCACUCCCUCGAGCGUCUCUCCUCCUUCGACUCCCUCCUCUCCGAGUACUCCAAGCGCCUCCCUACCGUCGUCAUGAUCCUCCUCUCUCUUUGGAGCCCUCAAAUGUCAACCCGCAAGGAGCAGUUCCUCCGAGCUGUUCCCGUCCUCGCCAGCUACCUGGACAAGAAGCACUCAGGAGUGAAGUUUUCAGCCGCUUCCCUGCUUGAGAGCUGCCAUCACUACUCCCCGCAGUCGCUUGAGUCAGAGACGGAGCGCAUGAUCCAUGCCCUGAAAGACGGCUCCCUUGUUCUCCUCCCGGCCCUUGCCCACAUGUUCGAGAUCCAACCGGACGCACAAGGGAUGUGGGAGGAGCACCUCGAGUGGCUGUUCGACAUGUACGAAGGACGGGUCUCCUCCUCUUCUUCCUCCUCCUCCAAACGCGACGAGCAGCGGGCAGCGCUUGCGCUUCUUUUUCGUAACAUGGCAAAACACAACUUUGCGAUCCUUCAGCCCUACGUGGGGAGACUUGCAGGAGGACUGAAGGAUGAAGUGACGUGCGGGAGCAUCGCUGAGGCCCUGUACGAGAUCGCCAAGAAAGACCCCAGGCCCAUGCUGGGUAGGAGAGAGAGAGAAGGGGGGGAGAGAGGCGACGAGAAUGAGAAGGUGAUAGGAAUCAUCGAUGACAUCAAAGACACGUUGAAAGUGAUGCCGCAAGAUCACGACAAGCUGAUAGCUCUGCUUGGAGUACUUGGAAUGAGCGAUCCUGUGACUGCUGACGACUUGUCAAGGUGA